AACAAUUCACGACACCAUUUGGAUGAGCAUUUAUGAAGACGAUACUUGAACAAUACGUAACAGAAGUAGUGACUGGUCGUUUGUGUCAAACUCUCUUCCACGACUUUUAUCCGCUAUGAAAGAUCAUAUGAGAAUUCAUACCGUUGAGAAGCCGUACGGUUGUCAGGAAUGCAGCAAAAGCUUCUCUCGUUUAUCAACUUUGAAAAAUCAUGUGAGAAUUCACACCGGUGAGAAGCCGUACAGUUGUCCAAUAUGCAAUAAAACUUUCAGACGAAGACAAUAUUUGCAACGUCACAUAGUAACUCAUGACAGGAAUAGGUGA
Loa loa (African eye worm) is the source of this 322-nucleotide messenger RNA. Its product is annotated as zinc finger protein. Gene Ontology annotation, molecular function: RNA polymerase II cis-regulatory region sequence-specific DNA binding; DNA-binding transcription factor activity. The transcript has 2 exons. Gene Ontology annotation, biological process: regulation of transcription by RNA polymerase II. The coding region runs from base 116 to 322 and encodes 68 amino acids. The record is from RefSeq and is a predicted model, not a curated record. Lineage: Eukaryota; Metazoa; Nematoda; Chromadorea; Rhabditida; Onchocercidae.